AUGAACGGACCUCGCGACAUUGGCAUGUCGGCGUUUAAGCGACGUGGGAGUGGCAGUCCCUCGGCGGCGGUAGCGGAGGGUGUGCGGCCCGCACCAUACCAUACGCCUGUGCCAUUGUUGUCCACAGGUAUUCCCUCGCUCGAUGAUAUUUUGUGCGGUGGUGGCAUCCUUUCUGGAUCAGUGUUGGCGUUUGUGCCUUGUACAGGCAUGGCUAACGGGUCGAUGGCACAGCUAGGUGCGCCUGUGCUAGGAGGGGAUGGUCGUGCCCUAUACCAAGACGAAAGCGUUUCUGCAGCUGAUGCCUAUACGGAUCUAUUUCUAGGCUACGCUACUGCGCAAGGGAUCACCUCGCACCAUACCACGGUGGUGAUUGGAGAAGCUGCCGACGCAUUUGUUUCGAAUCUGAUGGGCCAAGCUGAAGAUCCGACGACUGUCGAUGAGUCUGAUACUAGCGUGACACAGACAGCCGAUGAUUUGCAACGUAUGAAGAUUGCAUGGCGAUACGACCACACACGAACGUCCACCAAGCCAUCUCUCCCAGCAGCUAUGAAUACUGUGUUUGAUUUGUCCAAACGUAUACCCUAUUCCAUCAUUCGUGCCGCCAAAGAUGCUCAUUUGCUGCAUGUCGCCUCGUUGGAUAUGGAUGAUGCUCUCACAGUGGCAUGGGACGCCAUACAGACAGCGGUCGAGCAGUGCAAGGCCCAAGCCGCAUCUCGCUCGUACGCACCUGUAUUGCGUAUUGUACUCCGUGGGUUUGGCUCGCCUGCGUGGAUGGAACAGGGCUCGAGUUAUGACUUGGUUCGUUUCCUUCUCCGACUUCGUGCGCUGGCGCGUUCGUUGGCGAUGCCGGCAGAGAGUACCAACGAUGCGAUUCCGUGCCUCGUAGGCUUGUCGCUUUCUCCCUUUGUAUACCAUGCCACAGACACUGUACCAUCAGGGAUGAAUGUAGCGCAACGUCUGCUGCAUUUGACCGAUGGGUGUAUUGGUCUUUCGUCUUUUUCCGCCACACCAGGGCUGAGCGAGAUUUUCCCCGAUUUCACAGGCGCCCUGCGUGUGUACCGUACUCCUGCGAUUGGCACACUUACCAACCCAUCGCUGCGUGUCUCCAUUUUGCGUGGCAUGGGUGCCGGAACCACAGCCUCAGGCUCGGCCAACGAAGGCGGCGCAGGUGGUGGUGAGAACAACUUGGCCUUCAAGGUCAAACGAAAGCGCUUGGCCAUCGAGACGCUGCAUUUGGACAUUGAAGGCGGUGUGAGUGAGCGACGGACGAAGCCGAAGGAGCCCCUGGGCCGGUCAGAAGCGCCGUCCGACCCAUCGCCUGCGCCUGCGCCUGCGCCUGCGCCGCCGUCCGAACCAUCAACGCCCACGAUAUCCACUGUACCUGAAACAGCAUCCCAGCCUACCGCCAGUCCAGCGAAUCUACCUCGCCUCUUCACUGGUUUGAAGGAUUUACGGCAACGUGGCCUGGCCGUGGCCAAGUCAUCGUCGGUAGCUCGACCACAGGAUCUGGAAUUUUAA
Messenger RNA from Malassezia pachydermatis, 1518 nucleotides. Its product is annotated as paxneb-domain-containing protein. The transcript has a single exon. Gene Ontology annotation, biological process: tRNA wobble uridine modification. Gene Ontology annotation, cellular component: elongator holoenzyme complex; transcription elongation factor complex; cytoplasm. The record is from RefSeq and is a predicted model, not a curated record. NCBI's taxonomy places the organism in Eukaryota, Fungi, Basidiomycota, Malasseziomycetes, Malasseziales, Malasseziaceae. Bases 1 to 1518 code for a protein of 505 amino acids.